Messenger RNA from Lycium barbarum (goji berry), 1017 nucleotides. RefSeq lists its product as uncharacterized. Lineage: Eukaryota; Viridiplantae; Streptophyta; Magnoliopsida; Solanales; Solanaceae. The coding region runs from base 1 to 1017 and encodes 338 amino acids. The record is from RefSeq and is a predicted model, not a curated record. The transcript has a single exon.
AUGGGUGAUAUGCAAAAGAUGAUGGUAGACCAGCAAAAGUUGAUAGUGGAUAACCAGAACCGUGACUUGGCGGUGCAAAACUUAGAGAGACAAAUGGGUCAGAUAGCUGGUGCUCAGAACAUUAGACCACCAGGGGGACUUCCUAGUGACACUAAUCCAAAUCCGAAACCAUGUACAACAUUGUCUCUCAGAAACGGGCGGCAACUGGAGGAAUUGGUGCCGAAGAAAGUGAUUCUGGUAGAAGCAGCUACUGAAGACGAGGUUAUUGAGAUAAAGAGAGUGGCGAAGACAUCGAUGGUAAAGCAGCCACAACCAGUGGUUGCCAAACCACUACCUCCGUUCCCUCAGAGGUUGGAAAAACAAAAGGAAGAGGCCACAUACAAAAACUUUUUUGAUUUACUGAAGCAGGUACAUGUGAAUGUUCAUUUAGUUGACAUGCUGCAAGGGAUCCAGAAAUAUGCCAAGUACAUCAAGGACAUCGUGGCAAACAAGAGUCGUUUCACAGAGUAUGCUACAGUUGCACUUACUGAGGAGUGCACUUCCCGUAUUCAAAACAAAUUGCCUACAAAGUUGAAGGAUCCAGGCAGUUUCACUAUCGAAAUCACGAUUAGAAAGCAAGUCAUUGCGCAUGCACUAUGUGAUCUAAGGGCUAGUAUCAAUUUGAUGCCGUCUUCUAUGUUCAGAAAACUAGGGUUGGGAAACCCGAGGCCUACUACUAUUGUUCUGCAGCUGGCAGAUAGAUCUUUAGCCAGGCCCGAGGGUAUUAUUAAAGAUGUACUUGUACAAGUUGGGUCUCUUAUAUUUUCGGCAGAUUUUGUCAUCUUGGAUUUCGAGCUAGAUCCGGAAGUCCCAUUUAUUUUGGGGCGUCCAUUUUUUGCCACAGGAAGAGCAUUGAUCGAUGUAGCAGCAAGGCAGCUAACUAUGAGGGUACACGAUAAAGUUGAAGUAUUUAAUGUGUACAAAGCCCUCAAGUUGCCCGAAAUCUAUGAGGAGCUUUCUGCUCACUGUGAUGAAUGA